GUUUGUAGUUUUAUCGCAUAAUGAAAUGUUUUUGUGACCUCUUAACAAUUAAUCAUUACACUAUAUUUGUCAUAAGUAGUUAUCUAACUUCGCAAAAACAUAGAUCAUAAACAGUUAGACAAUUCAUAAUGUCGUAUUUACAGUUUUUGUCCGGUGGAUUGUUGCUUCUUUCAUACCUUGUUUUCAGUAGUGUAUUUGGUUGCUCGCCGUCUCUAGAGCAUCCACAAGUAAAAUUUUGUCACAGUUAUUUUGUGAUACAUGGGACGGUAAAAAGUGUCACGAAGAUAAAAGGACCACCUGGAGAUGUUAGUGAUAACUUCGCUGUGUAUAAAUAUAGUUUACAAGUCAUCCACAAAUUAAAGGGACCUGCCAACAUCAAGGAAGGCAAAGAGGUUAUAGUUGAAACCUCUGGGAAUGGUGGCCUCUGUUUCAUUAGCCUUACAAUUGGAGAAGAAUAUGUCUUAUCAGGAUUUAAAACUGACACUGAUGGAUUACGAAGCCUUUCUUCAAAUAUUGUCUAUAAUGUCAAAGAUCUUACGGCAAUGCCUUUGGUUCGGGACUACCUGUUAGGGACUGGAAUUAACACAUAUAAAAGAAACUGUGAUCGUAAAUGCACGGAUUUCGGCACACAAUCGGCUUACUGCAAGAUUCCAGAUACAACUUUUCAUUGCUACUCGACAAAUGCAAUCUGCAGGGAGAGAUAUGGUAAAUGCAAGUGGUUCAAUGCGGAAAGCUGCAAACUCAGUGCACCAGCAGCUCCUUAACAUUACUCGAUAACAGUAUUCCAAUGUUUGUUGAUAAAUGAGUGAAAAAAGUCGUUGGACACAAAUCAGUUGAUUUUUUUUAUAAACAAUUACUGGUAUACUUAUUAAAACCUGAUUUUACUGUA
Messenger RNA from Mytilus trossulus (common blue mussel), 889 nucleotides. RefSeq lists its product as uncharacterized. Lineage: Eukaryota; Metazoa; Mollusca; Bivalvia; Mytilida; Mytilidae. Gene Ontology annotation, biological process: negative regulation of membrane protein ectodomain proteolysis; negative regulation of endopeptidase activity. The record is from RefSeq and is a predicted model, not a curated record. The transcript is spliced from 5 exons. Gene Ontology annotation, cellular component: extracellular matrix. Gene Ontology annotation, molecular function: metalloendopeptidase inhibitor activity; protease binding. The coding region runs from base 129 to 764 and encodes 211 amino acids.